This is a messenger RNA of Lepus europaeus (European hare), 3205 nucleotides long. RefSeq names its product BAF chromatin remodeling complex subunit BCL7A (gene BCL7A). Lineage: Eukaryota; Metazoa; Chordata; Mammalia; Lagomorpha; Leporidae. Bases 64 to 696 code for a protein of 210 amino acids. The record is from RefSeq and is a predicted model, not a curated record. The transcript is spliced from 6 exons.
GCCGCCGAGCGCCAGCAGGACCCGGCGGGCGCGCUCCCCAGCCUCUCCGUCCCCGCCAGAACCAUGUCGGGCAGGUCGGUUCGAGCUGAGACCAGGAGCCGGGCCAAAGAUGAUAUCAAGAGGGUCAUGGCGGCUAUCGAGAAAGUGCGCAAAUGGGAGAAGAAGUGGGUGACCGUCGGCGACACGUCCCUACGAAUCUACAAGUGGGUCCCUGUGACGGAGCCGAAGGUUGACGAGAAAAACAAGAAUAAGAAAAAAGGCAAAGAUGAGAAGUGUGGCUCGGAGGUGACCACUCCGGAGAACAGCUCCUCGCCGGGGAUGAUGGACAUGCACGACGACAACAGCAACCAGAGCUCCAUCGCGGACGCCUCCCCCAUCAAGCAGGAGAACAGCAGCAACUCGAGCCCGGCCCCAGAGCCCAGCUCCGCCGUGCCGGGGGACGGCACCGAAGCCAAGGCGGACGAGGCGCAAGCCGACGGGAAGGAGCAUCCGGGGACUGAAGAUGCUUCUGACGAGCAGAAUUCUCAGUCUCCGGUGGAAAACGCCAUGAGCAGUUCAGAGAAAGGAGAACGGCAACCUUCUGGGGACUCGGGUCUGGCCGCCGAGUCAUCAGCAAUCUCUCAGGAUUUGGAGGGAGCACCGCCCUCUAAAAAGAUGAAACUAGAGGUCUCCCAGCAAAACUCGGAAGAGAUGUAGGCGCCCCUGGAACGCCUCCGACCCCCGUUUCCUGGAAGGCGCGUCAGCAGGCUUCAUCCUAGGGCAGCGUGGCCCGAGCAAUCGCUCUUGGGUGCGAACACAACUAAGAACGUUUUCAAGUUUACCAAGUGCAAAUCCAAGACCGCCUAGACCGGCGUCCCUUCGCAGACCCUGAGGAACUGCGCUGUGGAGCGGACGUCGGACCUUGCCGUGGCCGUGCUCGGGGAGCGGGCGACAGCUCAGGAGUGACUGCACACUGUCUCGGAAGCCAAGAGUACAUUUGUGUUGCUGCUGUAUUUUUUUUUCCACUUCUCUAUUUAACGAGAUAAGCUAUUCGAGGGUGGAACCGAUCAGGAAGUCGCUUUUCGUCGGAGGCUUUUCACUGUUCAAUCGAUUCCUUCUGCUUUCUUUUUUUGUGCCUUGUGCCCUUGAGGUGACCUCUGGCAUGUUUCCUGGUUGUUUUGCAUCUCCCUUUGCAAAGUGCCCUCUUGGUUUGGUUCAGGCAGCAGCUGCCACCAUGUUGGCCUCUCUCCGGCCCGCCCAGGACUCCGUGGGAACAGGCAGGAUGGAGCCACGGCUGCAGAGGGGCCGGUGCUCCUUGCCCACCUGACUUCCCGGUGAGGGGGCUUGGUGGGUGUGCCCUGAGCCCUGAGUGGGGUCAGCACCAGCCUCCGGGGUCCCAGGAGUCACAGGAAUCAGGACACAGCCCCUAGGAGCUGGCCUCCUCCGGCCCCUGACAGGCCCCGCGGAUGCACAGAGCCCUUGGAUGUUCCUGGCACUUGCACCCCAUCGCCCCCUCCAUCACCACACCACUUUGUCCCAGACCUCCGAAGAAGAGUCGGCUUCCCCGACGGACUGCAGGGUGGUCUCCGUGAGACGGUGACAGGGCCGGGGAGGCUGAGAGCCGGCGGCAGGCAGAGCUGGUGCUGAACUCUCUCCCAUAGGAUGUUGCUUGGAUUUCAAAUCCACGGUAACCUGCUGCCCUCUGCCUCCCCCUCGCCCGCCCCCGCCCGAGGCAAGGUUGGUGGAAGUCCACUCAGCCCUCAGAGCCCGAGGCUGGGCCGAGGCUCCUUCCCGGGACGUGCCUGUGGGGCCUCGAAGGCCGCGGAAGAGGCACCAGGGAAUCGGGAAGAUUUGCACACGCUCCACACGGGAGGCCCCUGGGCGGACCUGGCACGGCGUGGCCCUCUGAGGCCGGGCCUGCUCCUUGUUAAUCUACACACUCCUCAGACCUUAAACCCUCUCCCAAGCUUUCUGGGCUGCACUGGAGUCGUGUGUCGGGGGUGGGGCCGCGGGUCUUGUUCUCUGGCUGAUCGGUGCAUCCCCGGUACCACCUGUGCUGUGAGGCGCUCUCCUGACCACCGUGAGAAGUGUCUGCAGAUCCCGUUUUUUCCUAAGAGUUUCUGAGGGUGGGGCUCCUGCUAUUUUCAAGGGAGCCUACUUCCUGCACUUCAAGAAGAAUCAAAAUGUUCCUGAAUCUCAAAUACCUCAUGCAAAACGUCUCCUGAAAUAAGGGAAGAAAAAAAAAAAAAAAACUUUGGAAAGAAAUCUCCAUGUUGAAGUUGGCGAUGCCGAAAGGUUUCUGUCUUAAACACAAAAUCCUCGGGCUCGCCCGCGCCCCUCGGGCGGUUGGUGCUGCUGCGGCCGGCGGGUCCCGGGCACGCUGAGCUCGGCAGCGAGACUCCGCGUCGAUGAGACAUGAAUUUGCGUAUUUAUUUCCUUUUCUUUUUUUGGGAAACGAGAGGUUACGACCCAGACAGCUGAAGGAACUCCAGCGCACACGUGGGAACGCAGGGCGGGGGGCUGCCAGGGCGGGGGCCAGAGCUGACGUCCACAGUGCCCGGGCUGUCAUUUGUUUUUCUCUGAAGUGCCUGAAGGUAGGAAUGGGCCGGCAGCCAGGAGCUCCGGCCCCGCCGCGCCCACGCCAGGCAACGUGCCAGCAGCCCUGCGCACCACGCUGGCCACGGAGGCCUUCCCCGGGGAUGGUCAGACUGCAGAAAUCGACGUGCUUCCUUCGCCGCCGCGGCUGCCCCUCCUGCCCUGCGCCCCUCGCCCUCGCCCCCCGACAGACCUGUAACCGGGCUGGCCUGGGCGGGGGCCCUAUGCGAAUGCCUUCCGUGGACAUCCGGCCCCGUGGCCUAAAGGGCUCCCAGGGCAGACUUACUCCCCCCAGAACUUGAAGCUGGGGAAGCUGCGGCUACACAUUCCACAAAGUGCUGGCACUUAACACCCAUCACCCGGAAGGCUGUUGACCGACUCACCCAGGGUGCCCUCCCAUCCUCCGGCGGUGUCGUGGUUUGGAGUGUCCAUUCUCGCCCAGGACCUGGUUAGAGGUAUAAAGACCUUUUUUCACCGUCACCCAAUUUUUUUUCCCUCUUACGAUUUUUUUUUUUUUUGGUGUGUUGUACAGCAGUAUAAUUUUUCACUUAUUUAUUCCAUCAGUAGAUAUGGUUUGUACAAUGUACAAUGGUUCCAUUUCAGAAAAUUAAAAAAAAUUUCAAAUCAUGAA